Carassius auratus (goldfish) is the source of this 2803-nucleotide messenger RNA. RefSeq names its product P2X purinoceptor 1. Gene Ontology annotation, cellular component: plasma membrane. Gene Ontology annotation, biological process: response to ATP; calcium ion transmembrane transport. Bases 177 to 1361 code for a protein of 394 amino acids. The transcript is spliced from 13 exons. Gene Ontology annotation, molecular function: ATP binding; extracellularly ATP-gated monoatomic cation channel activity; purinergic nucleotide receptor activity. The record is from RefSeq and is a predicted model, not a curated record. NCBI's taxonomy places the organism in Eukaryota, Metazoa, Chordata, Actinopteri, Cypriniformes, Cyprinidae.
GAGAAAUAAAGAGAGAGACAGACAAAUAAAGUUAAGGCAAGGAAGGAAGUCAGAUUACAGCACUCUAUAAACAUCUUACAGUACUGACUAGGACAUCUUACCAGUGAACAAGAGCCUUGUGAAGACAGAGAGGAGGAUAUAACACGUCUUUGUACUCUUUCCUUUUAACAAGAAGAAUGAAAUCUCAAAUAAGGACAACGUUUUCAGACUUUUUCUUUGAAUACGAAACUCCUAGACAGGUUCUGGUCAGGAACAAAAGAGUUGCAGUUGUGUGCCGAAUCAUCCAAAUGGGUGUUCUAGCUUACAUCAUCGGGUGGGUGUUCAUGUAUGAGAAAGGCUACCAGUCAGUAGAUACUGCCAUAGGCUCCGUCUUCACCAAAAUGAAGGGAGUGGCAUUUACAAAUAUCAGCAAAAAGGAGCGGAUAUGGGAUGUAGCUGAUUAUGUUUUUCCUGAACAGGGUGACUCGUCUUUUGUUGUGAUGACGAACUACAUUGCCACUGUGGGACAGAAACAGGACAAAUGUCCUGAGCUGCCAGAUGGGAAGAACACAUGCAAUUCUGACGCAGAAUGUGAUGAAGGCAAAUACAAACGUAUGGGAAAUGGGCACAUGACGGGCAAGUGUAUAAACAAUACUUGUGAGAUCUACUCCUGGUGUCCAGUCGAAGACGACCGUAAAAUACCAGACCCUCCAAUCCUGCUGACAGCAGAAAACUACACACUGUUCAUCAAAAACUCCAUUACCUUUCCCCAGUUUAAUGUAGUAAGAAGUAACUUGGUGGAGAGUGUGAAUCAGAGUUACAUCAACAAGUGUUUGUAUCAUCCCAAGACUGAUCCACUGUGUCCCAUCUUCAGACUGGGAGACAUUGUUGAGCGUUCUGGGUUCAGUUUCUCAGAGAUCGCUCGUGUGGGUGGUGCUAUAGGAGUCCUCAUCGACUGGGACUGCAAUCUGGACCUGAAUAUAAGACAAUGCAAACCAAACUAUGAAUUCUAUGGUCUUUAUGGAACGGGGAAAAAUGGGGACAAAGAAGAGAAACCAUCAUUGGGAUACAAUUUUAGAUAUGCUAAAUAUUAUGUGGAGAAUGGGGAGGAAAGGAGAACGCUAAUGAAGGUGUUUGGUGUACGCAUAGACAUCAUUGUCCAUGGACAGGCAGGAAAAUUUGAUAUCAUCCCUACGCUGACGGCCAUAGGCUCAGGAGUGGGAAUCUUUGGAGUGGCAACCGUUGUGUGCGAUAUGCUGCUCCUAUAUUUAGUUCCAAAGAGAGAUUUCUACAAAAACAUGAAAUUCAAGAAUACAGAAAUCUUGGAAGAGAAGCCAGCCUUGCCCCAGUCAAAGACAGAAAGAGAUCUAUCGAAGGAGUGAAGUCAGGAUGGCUGUCAUGAUGAUUGACUACUGCACUGGAGAGAGAGAGAGAGAGAGAGAGAGAGAGAGAGAGAGAGAGAGAGAGGGGAGAAAAACACUGGAGCUUCAACAAGACGACUGGGAGACUUGACACAGAACUGUCAGGCAUCACUUUUCCUUUCUAAAUAACACAUCCUUCCCAAACUACAAAAGAAAGACAUUAAUUCACUGUUACAAUUUAAGACAUAACUGAUAUCCACUGAAUGUGAUAAUAUCGAGAGGCUCAGGACUGUAAAGGUACACAAUUGUGUGAGGGUUUUGAGGUGUUUACAAGGUUCCCAAAGUUCUUGGCAUUUGCCAUGUCUGGAUAUGUCACCCAUAUUUAACUUUGGAUAAUGUAUCACCUUAAAAUUGAAAUUGUUAUUUUCUAAUAUGCAUUUUGUAAAGGUAUUGUUGUUGUUGUUUUUGUAGCAAGUAAACUGUGAGCCUACAAUUUUUGUGAGAAAUACAUUUUAGACGGUUAGUCCACCAUAGGGGGUUGAAGCUAACCAGCUCUGAAAGGCAGAAUGGUGAGGGAUUUAGGCUUCUUGUUUUAACUCAUUCACCAAACUCGGAGGUCUGUUAUUUUAUUAUUAUUACACAGCCUUCUGCACUACUUGAUUCUAAUGCAGCAUUCAGUGAUCAAAUAUUUCAGAAAUAGUGACAUAUUCCGACCACUUAGCCAGGAAACUAUUGUGUUCGGUCCCCAAAAUUAUUACUCAAAUCAAUAUUCCAUGCCCAUAUAUUUCAUUCUUGCGUGUCAUACAGUCUUUCUUUAUAACAAAUAACAAAAUAGUUUUCCAUAGAACAAAAUAGUUUGGUCACACUCUAGUUAGGGGUCCAAUUCUCACUAUUAACUUCGACUUUUCCCUCAUAAACUUGCUGCUUAUUAUUAAUUAGUAAGGUAGUUGUUAAGCUUAGGCAUUGGCUUAGGCAUUGGGUGAAUUAAGGGAUCUAAAAUAUGGUUAUGCAGAAUAAGGCAUUUAUAUGUGCUUUACAAUUAAUAAUAAGCAACAAAUAUGCUAGCAACAUGCACACUAAUAAGCAAGAAGUUGACAGUGAGAAUUUGUCUGUUUUGUAUUUGUUGGAAUUGACCUAAAUUUGAGUUUUUAAUUUACUUUUUUUCUGUUUUAAUCUUGAACAAUUUUAAAAUCAGACAGCACCAUGAAGGAUUGUUUGGUUUUAUUGUGUACAAAAAUACUAUUUUCCUAUACUAUAGCUACUGUUACACAUUUUAUUAGUAGGUACAUUUCAAUGAUUUUUUUAUCACGUGCAAUUGACAAUAAUAAUAAAAUCCUAUGUGACAAAACAAAGGAGGAACCCGAGUCACCUGUGAUAUCUUUAUUGUUUUUGAUUAUGUCUGGGUACAAAAAGCAUGCAAAAAAUAGCAUCUUUAUAUGCUUUGGUACAUAUUUACAUAGUUA